UUCAUCUUGCUUCCCUUUCGUUUUGUUGCUGCAACAAAUUUCAAGGCUUAUUCGUCGAUGACUACGAGCUGCUGGUUCUUAGUCUUCAUCAGGGUUUGUUGGCUGCCACUGGUGCUUGUGGCGGCCAAAGAGCAGCAAGGAUAUGGCUGCACAGCGGAGAGGUGCGGCAACCUCACCAUCUCCUCCUCACUCUGGCUUUCCGACUUGGAGACGGGGAGACCAUGCGGUCCCAGGGACUUCGAGGUCGCUUGCUCGAACAACACUCCAGUUCUCCGGAGCUCUCAAUCCACUACAUUUGCAAUCAUGAACAUCUCCUAUGAGGAACGCAGUUUGCAUGUCGUUGAUCUACACAAAGAGGAAGACUUCAACUGCCAUUUUCCGAGAUGGAACACCUCUGGCGAACUGGGACUCCUGUUUAAGGUCAGCCCUACUAACAUGAACCUCAUCUUCUACAACUGCACCAAAACGGCAACACAUCUGCAAAGGGUGCUGGUGGAGAUGAGUUGUGGGAAUGGGAGCAAUGCAUUUGUUCACGCGGGAGUACCUUACGACCCAACCAGGGUCUACGGCGGCUAUGCCUUGGAGGGCUGUGAUACUAUCAUCAUGCCGGUGCUGGGCUCGUUGAGCGAGGCGAAUGCGAGCGAGUACAAGAAGCUCAUCAGCGACGGUUUCCUCUUGACAUGA
Molecule: messenger RNA, 684 nt
Organism: Triticum dicoccoides
Lineage: Eukaryota; Viridiplantae; Streptophyta; Magnoliopsida; Poales; Poaceae
Exons: 1
Coding region: 58-684 (208 amino acids)
Molecular function (GO): polysaccharide binding
Source: RefSeq, a predicted model, not a curated record